Durusdinium trenchii is the source of this 1191-nucleotide messenger RNA. NCBI's taxonomy places the organism in Eukaryota, Dinophyceae, Suessiales, Symbiodiniaceae. The record is from the annotation of a GenBank genome assembly.
GAGGCCCUUUUUUUGCGGAUCGGAGCUUGAUCUUCCAAACAUGAGUAACAUGAGCGCCAAUGCGAUGGGCGCUGUGCCCUUUGUGGAGCUGACGGAAGCCUUUGGAGGCGACGGAGCGGUCCUCUUCGGAAGCGAAGGAAGCGCCAUCCGCUUGGUCGCGGAGGGCUUCAGCUUCACAGAAGGGCCUGCUUAUGAUACUCAAAGCGGCUGGUGGUACUGGUCUGACAUCCCAGAAAGCCGCCUUUGGCGCUAUCACCAAGAGCAUGGGCUGCAACUCUUUCGUGACCCAGCUGCCAAACCGAAUGGAAACUGCUUCUACAAUGGAUACCUGGUGACUUGUGAGCACGAGACCAGGCGUGUGACCCUCACUGAUUUGGACGAAAGCUCCCCAUCCCCGAAGCGUGUUGGCCGAUCGGAAGCGGUGGUGUGGCAGUUUGAAGGGAAGAAGCUGAAUUCUCCCAAUGACGUGACCGUGCGAAGUGACGGGACCAUUUGGUUCACCGACCCCGAUUAUGGCGUCGUGGCCAAGAUGGGUCAUGGAAAUGCUAUCGAACAGCCUCACAACAACGUCUUUUGCUUCGACCCUGCCACCAAGCACUUGAGGAGCGUCUCCAAGAACGAAUGCCGGCCCAACGGUUUGUGCUUUGAUCCCUCCGAGACCUAUUUGUAUGUGGCAGACUCAGGUGCCUGGUUCCAACGCCUUUGGCAUCCAGAGAACCCGCAUGAAGUCGUCCGAUAUAGAGUGGAGGCUGAUGGAAGCCUAUCGGAUCGUCAGGUGAUCAUCCAGCUGUCCAAGGACGCAGGUGGAAUUCCUGAUGGACUACGCUGCGACGCGGAGGGCCACAUCUAUGUGGCCACACUGGAGGGAGUCCACAUCUACACGCCCACGGGCACCCUGCUGGCGAAGAUCCGUACACCGGAGACCACGGCAAACCUUUGCUUUGGUGGUCCGAACAACACCACCUUGCUGCUAACAUCCACGAGCUGUGUUUGGGCGGUGGAGAUGCAGAUUGCAGGGGCCAACGUGUCGAACGUGAAGAAAGAGAGAGGGCAGGAAGAGAUCAGAAACAUUGAUCGAAGAGAUCCGUGAAGUAAAGAGCUUUGAGAUUUUGAUUCUUGCAAGGGAUAGUGAAGCAUGUGAGAACCUUAACGCCAGUUGGGAUGGAACCACCACAUUCAUCGUAUUCCCCG